Molecule: messenger RNA, 1099 nt
Organism: Strongylocentrotus purpuratus (purple sea urchin)
Lineage: Eukaryota; Metazoa; Echinodermata; Echinoidea; Camarodonta; Strongylocentrotidae
Product: ocellar opsin-like
Exons: 1
Coding region: 62-1099 (345 amino acids)
Biological process (GO): G protein-coupled receptor signaling pathway
Cellular component (GO): membrane
Molecular function (GO): G protein-coupled receptor activity
Source: RefSeq, a predicted model, not a curated record
CCAUCAUUAAGAAGAGACACAUAUUUUGCAGCGGAACGGUAGCCUUCAUUGAUAUUUUGUAAUGGAAAACGCAACAUAUAUUUAUUUUCGUUAUGGUUCAAAGGCCGUUACACAGGUUGAUUCAACAUGUUUGGACAUGAUCACGAUAAAUCCAAGUGUGACAUCAGAAAUUAAUGCCGUUGCUUUCAUACAUCGAGCAAUUGUUGCAGCCAUUUUUCUCGUAUUCGCAUUAGUCGGUCUAUUUGGUAACGCCCUCGUCAUUAUUUCAGUCAUCGUUGGCAGAAAGCUCCGGACGAUCACCAAUGUCCUGGUGGUCAAUCUGGCUUUCGCUGAUUUCAUGGCAUGUAUCCUCUUACCCUUCCAAAGCACUGGUCUCCUAAGUCAAACAGGAGGGUACCCUCUGCACGAGACGGUGUGCGCAACCGUUGCCGCAGUAGGAUACAUCAGCGUGUGCUGCAGUGUACACACCCUAGUCGCUAUCGCAUUCGUCCGCUGGUACGUCAUCACCAGAUCCAUUCGUGGUCAUCGAGGUCUUCAUACCCCGAAGAAAAUCGCCAUCAUGGUUUUGAUCACCUGGAUAUUCUCAAUCUCCUUCAUGGUCGUACCUCCUGUUCUUGGCAUCGGGACAUUCGGUUAUUCCACAUACUAUGGAACAUGUUCUUUAACAGAUACAAACGAACUAGGUGACUAUUUUACCUGUCUUCAAGGAACUCUGAUCGCCAUUGCCCUUCUGCUUACCCUUAUGAUUUACAUUCGUAUCUUACGUCAUGUCUUGCGACAUAAUAAACAGUUUCGAGAGGCACAUCAGAACAAAGCUUCUUUGUCUGUCUCUGCAGGUUCUCGUCCACCUAUGAUCAAGGCCAUCAACCGGAAAGAGAUCGAGAUCACGAAGAAUCUCUUCAUGGUCGUUUGCGUUUUUAUGCUCUGUUUCCUAGCCACCGUUGUGAAUUUCAUCAUCCCUGGUACCAGCGUCUUUACUCUCUACAGUACCAUGAUAUUGUUCGCAAAUAGCAUAGUCAAUCCGAUUAUCUACGGGCUCAAGCAUCCCAACUUUCAAGAGGUCUUCAACAAAAUCCUUUGCUGUCGUCCCGUAGGAUAG